Messenger RNA from Ceratitis capitata (Mediterranean fruit fly), 654 nucleotides. Its product is annotated as MOB kinase activator-like 2. The transcript is spliced from 3 exons. The coding region runs from base 247 to 654 and encodes 135 amino acids. NCBI's taxonomy places the organism in Eukaryota, Metazoa, Arthropoda, Insecta, Diptera, Tephritidae. The record is from RefSeq and is a predicted model, not a curated record.
UUUAUUGUCGGGCGUCAUUUUCGCCACCACCACAUCAAGCGCCACCAUUUCUUGCAACAAUAUUUUGCACUUUCCGCAGCUGGUUUUGUAUACGCCACGGCGACUUUUAGGCUUCAGUCGCAUUUGGCAAUUUCGUGCGGUUUGUUGCUUCGGCGCUGGCCACACACAUAAUUUCCGCUGUGAGUGAUUGAAUAUUUCGUGCGUUUGCUUUGCAUCGAGUGGCCUUAUCCUGGCGUUUCCGCAAACAUGAAUUGGGCUCUUUCGAAUUUGACGGGCAGCAAUCGUGUCAGUCGCGCCAUACUCGUACGUUACUCCGCCGUGCCUUUAGCCUCCGACACAUCCGAUUCAGUGCCGCAGACGCCAUCUUCUGGCGGCGGUGUCGCCAAUGCAGCAACCGCCACAUUUCCGGGCUCCUUGUUCCUGCAUGCGUCGUCCUCGACGUCGCGCCACCAUGUUCCUGGUCGUGCUGUGCAACAGCGCAGUGGCACAGCCGCAACGCAGUUAUCACUGCCGCUGGAUGUGGAGGAGACAGUUACCUGUUUUUGUAGUGAUUUUCAGUGCUGGCCAUUGUCCGCCCUCAACUUGCUCGUAACACUGGAAUUAACCGCUAGUUUACAUAUGUAUAUAAUACUUUUAUUAUUCAUUUGCCGUUAA